ACAAUGAGAAACCACACAGCAAUAACAACAUUCAUCCUUCUGGGACUGACAGAAGAUCCUCAGCUGCAGAUUUUGCUUUUUAUUUUUCUAUUUAUCACUUAUAUUUUAAGUGCAUCUGGCAAUCUGACCAUCAUUACACUAACUUGGGUGGAUGCCCACCUUAAAACUCCCAUGUAUUUUUUCCUCCAAAAUUUCUCCUUCUUAGAAAUCUCAUUUACAACAGCUUGUGUUCCAAGAUUCUUAUACAGUCUAUCAACAGGAGACAAAACAAUUACCUAUACUGCAUGUGUCUUUCAACUAUUUUUUACAGAUCUCUUUGGGGUAACUGAAUUUUUUCUUUUGGCCACCAUGUCAUACGAUCGCUAUGUAGCCAUCUGCAAACCUUUGCACUAUAUGACUAUCAUGAGCAACAAAGUAUGCAAAACAAUGAUUAUCUGCUGCUGGAUAGCAGCACUUAUGGUUAUCCUCCCACCACUUAGCUUAGGUUUUCAUCUGGAAUUCUGUGAUUCUAACAUCAUUGAUCAUUUUGCUUGUGAUGCGUCUCCUAUUCUGAAGAUCUCAUGCUCAGACACAUGGCUAAUUGAGCAGAUGGUUAUUGCCUGUGCUGUGCUGACCUUCAUCAUUACUCUUCUCUGUGUAGUUCUCUCUUACGUGUAUAUCAUAAGGACAAUUUUAAAGUUCCCUUCUGUUCAACAAAGGAAAAAAGCCUUUUCCACCUGCUCUUCCCACAUGAUUGUGGUCUCCAUCACCUAUGGCAGCUGCAUCUUCAUCUAUAUCAAACCAUCGGCUAAAGAAGAGGUAAAACUUAACAAAGGUGUGUCAGUACUCAUUUCUUCCAUAUCACCAAUGCUGAAUCCUUUCAUAUACACUCUCAGGAAUAAACAAGUUAAACAAGCCUUUACUGACACUUUCAAAAGAAUUGCAUUUCAUUUAAAAAAAUAA
Messenger RNA from Erinaceus europaeus (western European hedgehog), 942 nucleotides. RefSeq names its product olfactory receptor 6C68. NCBI's taxonomy places the organism in Eukaryota, Metazoa, Chordata, Mammalia, Eulipotyphla, Erinaceidae. Gene Ontology annotation, cellular component: membrane. Gene Ontology annotation, biological process: G protein-coupled receptor signaling pathway. The transcript has a single exon. The record is from RefSeq and is a predicted model, not a curated record. Gene Ontology annotation, molecular function: olfactory receptor activity; G protein-coupled receptor activity. The coding region runs from base 4 to 942 and encodes 312 amino acids.